This is a messenger RNA of Iphiclides podalirius (scarce swallowtail), 267 nucleotides long. Lineage: Eukaryota; Metazoa; Arthropoda; Insecta; Lepidoptera; Papilionidae. The record is from the annotation of a GenBank genome assembly.
AUGCAUUACACGGGCACACUAGAAGAUGGAACUGAAUUUGAUAGUUCAAUACCUCGAGGAAAUCCUUUAACUUUCACUCUUGGUUCUGGUCAAGUUAUUAAAGGAUGGGAUCAAGGACUUAUUGGUAUGUGUGAAGGAGAACAAAGAAAAUUAGUCAUACCGCCAGAAUUGGCAUAUGGAGAAGCUGGUGCUCCACCAAAAAUACCAAAAUCUGCCACCCUUACAUUCCAUGUUGAUCUUGUAAAGAUUGAGAGAAAAGAUGAACUC